This is a messenger RNA of Trichomonas vaginalis G3, 639 nucleotides long. RefSeq lists its product as uncharacterized. The record is from RefSeq and is a predicted model, not a curated record. Bases 1 to 639 code for a protein of 212 amino acids. Lineage: Eukaryota; Parabasalia; Trichomonadida; Trichomonadidae. The transcript has a single exon.
AUGAAUAUGCAAUAUAACCCAAACAACAUAAAUAAAAUAAUGGAAAAAGCUUUUCACCUCUUUCGUCAACUUGCCAAAAACCUCCAGUUCCUCGGAGUCGGAAUUUCAACGCUUUCCAUCUCAGGUUUCUUUUAUCGUUAUGCUCAUGAGUACAGAAUGACGUAUAUCACAGCCCAGCAACAUUUCACACUUCCUAGCAUCCUUAUCACAAUCUUUCCAAUUAUUUUUUCAAUGGUUGGCGCCUUAUUUUCUGAAAAUGCACAAUUUUACUACGGGAUUGCAACAAUAUCGUCAAUAUUAAGCGUAUUUUAUCCAUUACUCUUACAUUCAAAGAUUGUUGCACUUGGAUCAUUAUUCCCACUUAGUUUACUCGGCUCUUGCUUAAUUAUUGAUUUCCCUAUCACCAUCACUAUUUUAUAUGUUUUGGCCAUGAUUUCUUUAGUGUACUUCCAAUUUGAUCACGAAUCAGAAAAAGUAAUCAAGAUUUACCAAUAUGUUGCAUGUUUCUUAUUGCUCGAUUUAAUCGGAAUUCCUAUCGAAAACGAAUUACAUGAUAACCUCAAAGAUCCAGAAAUACUUUGCACUUACAGUGGAUUUAUUGGAGCUUUCAUCGGAUUUUUGAUGGAAAAAAUCUUAUAA